Messenger RNA from Alternaria arborescens, 1500 nucleotides. RefSeq lists its product as hypothetical. Gene Ontology annotation, molecular function: DNA strand exchange activity; structural constituent of ribosome; single-stranded DNA binding. Gene Ontology annotation, biological process: DNA recombination; positive regulation of mitochondrial DNA replication. The coding region runs from base 1 to 1500 and encodes 499 amino acids. Gene Ontology annotation, cellular component: nucleus; mitochondrial large ribosomal subunit. The record is from RefSeq and is a predicted model, not a curated record. Lineage: Eukaryota; Fungi; Ascomycota; Dothideomycetes; Pleosporales; Pleosporaceae. The transcript has 2 exons.
AUGCCUCGAUCACUCGCCCGGCUCCGGUACAAGCCGCCACUAAAUCCCGUCACUUUCGCCAAUACCACCAGGCGCAUCACUCCGCAGCAUGUCGAGCACAUGCAAAAACGCAUCGCCGUCUAUGUCGAGCGUCAAUCCAACCCCAGACAUCUCCGUCUGCAGACUGUUGUGAAUGAAAAGGCAAGGCGGCAGGCGACGGGCCAGCGUGUAGUGUCGCCCAUCAAGCCGUAUACGCUUCGGGAUGUGGUUGAUCCCGAGGGCACAGCUCGGCAUGGCGAGAUCAUCUACAUUUUCCGCAACACCAAGACGAAUCAGAUCAUCUACUCGCUGCAGGAGCUUCUCGACACCCACCACCUCGAACAACUCCCCUUCAUGGGCAAGCAUACGAAACCCCCCGUCCUCCGCCCCGACGAAUGGGUCCCCCACUGUGUCCUUACCUUUCCCACUCCUGCACAAGGCCACAAUGCUUUCCGCAAACUGCGCGAGUUUCGCCGCCUCCACGAGACAGCCUGGGACAAAACAAAUCCAGAAUACCUCCGCAUGGACCGCAAGAAGCGCAUGCUAAAAAUCAUGGACCAACGCGCCAACACCAGCGCCGACCUAGCAGAGGUCCUGCGCAUACAAGAAGCACACGGAGCCAAGACAAGGGAAGAGCAGGAAGAGUUGGACAAGAAAGCGACCGUCUACUUGGACAAGCGAUGGGAACAGAUUGACGCUCUGGCAAAUGCGGGGUUGGCCAAGGAGAAGCCCACGGAUAACGUAAAGUGGCUCCAAGGCCAAAUUCGCUCCAUGGACCUCAAGUUGAAGAUGAAACACAACCAAAAUGAAGCAGACCAGAAGAGUCUAAAAGCCGCCAAGGAGAGUCUGGAAACCCGGCUACGGAAGCUGUCAUAUGCGUUGCGCAAAGCAGAGCAGUUCAGAAACUUACAAGAAGACUUGGCCAAGAAAGCGGCGCCGGCUAAUGAGAUUGGUGCGCAGGGUCAGUUGGAUGAAUUGAGAGACCAAGCGCACGUUCUGGCCCAAGCACUCGAGAACCCGGAUCCGACACGUUCAAAGGCAGAUUUGGACAUGGACAAGGAGAUUCUCGCCGGCCAUCGCGCCAAGAUAUCCAUGCUCGAACAGGCAUUCGAUGCAAAAGCCCAAGUCGAAGCAAGGGAUCAUUACAUUGCAAGGUCUGUGCUUCCACAGGCACUGAAGAAGAAGACUGCCGAACCGUAUACUCUCGAGGGCGUGAGUGUGAGGUGGGCGGAUCUGCAAGACGCGCUCUAUGCGGCUGGUCAGUGGCCUGACGCUAUUGAGCAUGAGCCUCUCGAGAUUCACAAAGCGCGCGGAGAGACGUUGUUACUGAGCGCCGAGGAGUUUGAGGCAGAGAAGCGAAAUGAGGUUAGGGGGAUGAUGGAAAAGAUGGGCUUGUUGGACGGAGAGUACUUUGGUGUGAGUGGGCAUGGAAAUGAGAAGGCGUUUGCGUAUGGAGGAGCUGCUGCUGCUACUGCGCAAUAA